This is a messenger RNA of Mycetomoellerius zeteki, 1481 nucleotides long. Its product is annotated as transmembrane protein 68. The transcript has 6 exons. Lineage: Eukaryota; Metazoa; Arthropoda; Insecta; Hymenoptera; Formicidae. The record is from RefSeq and is a predicted model, not a curated record. Bases 452 to 1408 code for a protein of 318 amino acids. Gene Ontology annotation, molecular function: acyltransferase activity. Gene Ontology annotation, cellular component: membrane.
UUGACAUAUGACAGCCUGAUGUUUUUUAAUAUCGUAGAUUUUAUAGCUUCGUCAGUGCGAUGAUUAAUGAAAUUGAGUUUUCCGUACAACGUAAUGUGAUUGUGAUUCCAAUGAAUUUAAAAUAAUGAUAUCACAAUGCACCACGAAGAUGAGGUUGGCAUAUCACUUUGCGAAACGACUUGAGACGAUUCGGAUUUACACCGAUUGAUUGCCUGUGCAAUCAUAAAAAACGCUUUAAUGAACAACAGUAAUUAAUCUUGAUGGAAAUAAUUUUGGAAUUUAAAUGAAUGCUAAUUGUGCCGGAUGUAAAUUUUAUAUACAUAGGUAAACGUGAAAAAUCCUUGGUAUCGUAAUAAUGAGUAUACGAGUGCUUCCUGCAAAGAUAUAAACAUCUCGAUCGUUCUACAAAUUACCUCUUUGUCUUGCGUCUUCUUUUUGUAUUGGUCUGAACAUGUUUUCAAUUGUGUACAACUUGUGGUCGAUGGUUGAAGAUGUUAUAGUUCAGUACAUUGACUUGGACUUUACAUUAUGGCUGACAUGGCUCUUAAUGCCACUACUCAUAACAUUUCUACUCCCGCUUGUAAUUGCGCUGCUAUUGUACUUAACUGCCUUAAUGUUGUACAUCUAUAAAUUACACAGGGUUAGAUUGAGAAAUGCUUAUGGUACUGCAUGGCGAGACACAGCUGUUCAUAUGACCGCAGCUGUCUGGGAUGCACAUGGUUGGAUUUGGCAUGGAUAUGAAAUUGUGGGCUUAGAAAAUAUUCCACAAGAUAAACCAGUAUUAUUUAUAUAUUAUCAUGGAGCUCUCCCAGUCGAUAUAUAUUAUUUCACAUCUAAAGUAUUUCUAUAUAAUUCGAAGCUAGUCCGUCUAGUAGUAGACCGAUUUCUCUUCAAGAUCCCUGGAUGGUCCAUAUUUGCUGACAUUCUGAAAAUUAUACCUGGUACAGUUCAGUCAUGCGCUACUAUUUUAAAAGAAGGGCACAUGCUUGCUAUUGCUCCAGGUGGCGUAUAUGAAGCUCUGUUUGGAGAUUCCUAUUAUGAACUUAUGUGGAAGAAAAGAAUGGGCUUUGCAAAGGUUGCUCUGGAUGCAAAAGUGAGUAUAGUUCCAUUCUUCACGAAAAAUCUCAGAGAAUCAUUUAGAGCAGUAAGUUGGGGAAGAAGAAUAUGGCUGAAGAUAUAUGCCAAGACAAAGCUUCCUCUUGUACCGAUCUAUGGUGGCUUUCCGGUAAAAUUAGUAACAUAUAUAGGCAAGCCUAUUCCAUAUGAUGAGAAUACUACACCCGAAGAAUUACAAAUAAAGGUUGCUGAUAGUCUUAGAGAUUUAAUAAGAAAACAUCAGAAAGUACCUGGUAACAUUACACGGGCUUUAUUCGAAAGAAUACGUAAUACAGAAAAACAUAAGGAUUAGCAAUAAUCUCUCUGAUGUACUUAACAUUCAUAAGAACAAUACUUUUAGAAGUUAUUUGACUCUUUUUUUAGGU